AUGAACAUCAUUCGUAAGUGUUAUGGGGAGCUGUUCGGGCAACAUGGCCUGGCUCUGUUUGAUCAGCCACCGGUAUCGGAGACCUCUGAAACUGACCGGCAGGCACUCCAACGUUGUCACCAAGCCAGCAUUACAGCGCAUAGGGGAGUAGGAAAGGUCAAGGUCCGUGGAAAAGGGGCCUGUCGUAUCCCUGGUGGCGUUAUGAAGGUGGUGGCAGCUACCUGCUCAGAGCAGUACUCUGGGGGAACAGUGCUGUUUGAGCCCCUAGAUUCAGGGCUUCCAGCAGGGCUCCUUGCGGUCCCAGCCCUGGUACCAGUAGUCCGUGGCACCACUUACAUUCCAAUUAUGAAUGUAGGGUCCUCUGAUGUACUGCUUUAUCCUCGUGCGGUCGUGGGGUCCCUAGAAGAGGUACAGGUGGUAAGCUUGCCUGCUGGCAUCACUGAGGUGCUGCCUCAGGUAGCUACGGUGGCCUCGCAGCUAGUCUCCCCCUCAGUCCAGGAGCAGAUAGCCGCAAUGGAGUUAUACCAUCUUCCUGCAGAAGUGCAAGAUAAAGUGAGGGCUCUACUUGGUCAGUACAGCUCAGUUUUUUCAGUCCAUGAUGGGGAUCUGGGUUGCACAGACCUGAUCGCUCAUGAGAUUCCUCUAGAGGAUGACAUUCCGGUGCGGCAGCGCUAUCGUCGCAUUCCUCCUUCUGAAUAUGAAGUCGUUAAAGACCAUAUUAACCAACUGCUUGGGUCGCAAAUCAUUAGGGAGAGUAGCACUCCUUAUGCCUCUCCCAUCGUAAUGGUUAAAAAGAAGGAUGGUAGUCCGCGGAUGUGUGUCGAUUAUAGGCUGCUGAAUAGUAAAACCAGAAAGGAUGCAUUUCCGUUACCUCGUAUUGAUGAGUCUCUGGAUGCUUUGACGGGUGUGUGUUGGUUCUCCACCAUGGACCUGACUAGUGGGUACAACCAGGUGCCAGUGGCCAGUGCUGAUCGUCCCAAGACAGCUUUUUGUACCCCUUUUGGCCUUUUUGAGUGGAACCGCAUGCCAUUUGGGCUUUGUAACGCUCCAAGCACAUUUCAGAGGUUGAUGCAGCGGAUUUUUGGGGACCAGCAGUGCCAGUCCCUGCUGUUGUACCUCAAUGACAUUGUGGUUUUCUCUUCUACCACAGAUCAACAUUUGGAGAGAUUGCGGGUGGUGUUGGAGCGUUUACAGCGUGAAGGGCUUAAAGUGAAGCUCAAUAAGUGCGCCUUCUUUCAGCAGGAGGUACGCUACUUGGGUCAUGUCAUUUCUGACCAGGGUGUGUCUACUGACCCCGAUAAGAUUGAGGCAGUUGCUCGCUGGCCGCUCCCUGCUACACUUCCAGAGUUGCGCUCCUUUCUUGGUUUUGCUAGCUACUAUCGCCGUUUUGUGGAGGGCUUUGCAAAGCUGGCCGCACCGCUGCAUAGACUGGUGGCAGAGUUGGCAGGUCGUCCUUCCACACGUGCAGAAAAGACUGUUUUCAGUCAUUGGACGGGUGAGUGCCAACGUAGUUUUGAGGUACUGAAAGACAAACUUUGCUCCGCACCAGUCCUGGCCUAUGCUGAUUUGACGCUGCCAUUCAUUUUGGAGGUGGAUGCCAGCUAUGGAGGCCUUGGCGCUGUGCUAUCCCAAGAGCAAAAUGGUAAGGUUAGACCCAUUGCUUAUGCUAGCCGUGGGCUGAGGCCCACAGAGCGUAAUAUGCAAAAUUAUAGCUCUAUGAAAUUGGAGUUCUUGGCCCUUAAGUGGGCGAUGACGGAAAAAUUCCGCGAAUACCUGCUGGGCCAUAGGUGUGUGGUCUAUACAGACAACAACCCACUGCGACAUUUGACCUCUGCUAAGCUUGGGGCUACUGAGCAACGUUGGGCGGCCCAACUAGCCUCCUUCGACUUCGAGUUGAAGUAUCGCUCAGGCAGUAGCAACAAAAAUGCAGAUGCCCUUUCUUGUCAGCACCCCCCAGAGCCCCAGGACAUGCAAGCCCUAGUCGGUGGCACAUCACUUCCUGAACCCUUGCAGCAGGUCUUGCGUGCUGAUGAGGCUGCUAUUCAAGCGGCAGUGGCAGCCUUGCCCCACCACCCACCAUCAGAUGUGGUCACGCUCCAACUUGCGGACCCUGUUAUUCAGGAGGUUUUGGUUUUUUGGAGGCGGAAACAGCGCCCUAAUAAGGAGGAACGGAAGCAGGUGUCUCAGUUGGCCUUGGUCUUGUUGCGGCAAUGGGACCGGUUAGUUGAGAAAAAUGGGGUGCUGUAUCGCCAGGUUUUCCGGCCUGAUGGGGCAGAGGUCCGGCUUCAGCUGGGGUUCAUUUCCUCGGGUGGAAGCCCCGGGGUGGCGUUGUCCAACCCUUGCACGACCCCUUAUCGCCACAUUCGCACAGCCGUCCCACUCAGAGCAGCCAAUGGUUUGGCUAUACCUUACAUUGGCUACCUGGAACUAGAUGUGGAGCUUUGUGGUAGAUUUAUGUCAGGUUGUGGGGUUUUAGUGGUCAGGGACCCCCCUGGUGGGACAUCAUCACAGGCUCCAGGCGUUCUAGGAAUGAACAUCAUUCGUAAGUGUUAUGGGGAGCUGUUCGGGCAACAUGGCCUGGCUCUGUUUGAUCAGCCACCGGUAUCGGAGACCUCUGAAACUGUCCGGCAGUCACUCCAACGUUGUCACCAAGCCAGCAUUACAGCGCAUAGGGGAGUAGGAAAGGUCAAGGUCCGUGGAAAAGGGGCCUGUCGUAUCCCUGGUGGCGUUAUGAAGGUGGUGGCAGCUCCCUGCUCAGAGCAGUACUCUGGGGGAACAGUGCUGUUUGAGCCCCUAGAUUCAGGGCUUCCAGCAGGGCUCCUUGCGGUCCCAGCCCUGGUACCAGUAGUCCGUGGCACCACUUACAUUCCAAUUAUGAAUGUAGGGUCCUCUGAUGUACUGCUUUAUCCUCGUGCGGUCGUGGGGUCCCUAGAAGAGGUACAGGUGGUAAGCUUGCCUGCUGGCAUCACUGAGGUGCUGCCUCAGGUAGCUACGGUGGCCUCGCAGCUAGUCUCCCCCUCAGUCCAGGAGCAGAUAGCCGCAAUGGAGUUAUACCAUCUUCCUGCAGAAGUGCAAGAUAAAGUGAGGGCUCUACUUGGUCAGUACAGCUCAGUUUUUUCAGUCCAUGAUGGGGAUCUGGGUUGCACAGACCUGAUCGCUCAUGAGAUUCCUCUAGAGGAUGACAUUCCGGUGCGGCAGCGCUAUCGUCGUAUUCCUCCUUCUGAAUAUGAAGUCGUUAAAGACCAUAUUAACCAACUGCUUGGGCUGCUGAAUAGUAAAACCAGAAAGGAUGCAUUUCCGUUACCUCGUAUUGAUGAGUCUCUGGAUGCUUUGACGGGUGUGUGUUGGUUCUCCACCAUGGAACUGACUAGUGGGUACAACCAGGUGCCAGUGGCCAGUGCUGAUCAUCCCAAGACAGCUUUUUGUACCCCUUUUGGCCUUUUUGAGUGGAACCGCAUGCCAUUUGGGCUUUGUAACGCUCCAAGCACAUUUCAGAGGUUGAUGCAGCGGAUUUUUGGGGACCAGCAGUGCCAGUCCCUGCUGUUGUACCUCGAUGACAUCGUGGUUUUCUCUUCUACCACAGAUCAACAUUUGGAGAGAUUGCGGGUGGUGUUGGAGCGUUUACAGCGUGAAGGGCUUAAAGUGAAGCUCAAUAAGUGCGCCUUCUUUCAGCAGGAGGUACGCUACUUGGGUCAUGUCAUUUCUGACCAGGGUGUGUCUACUGACCCCGAUAAGAUUGAGGCAGUUGCUCGCUGGCCGCUCCCUGCUACACUUCCAGAGUUGCGCUCUUUUCUUGGUUUUGCUAGCUACUAUCGCCGUUUUGUGGAGGGCUUUGCAAAGCUGGCCGCACCGCUGCAUAGACUGGUGGCAGAGUUGGCAGGUCGUCCUUCCACACGUGCAGAAAAGACUGUUUUCAGUCAUUGGACGGGUGAGUGCCAACGUAGUUUUGAGGUACUGAAAGACAAACUUUGUUCCGCACCAGUCCUGGCCUAUGCUGAUUUCACGCUGCCAUUCAUUUUGGAGGUGGAUGCCAGCUAUGGAGGCCUUGGCGCUGUGCUAUCCCAAGAGCAAAAUGGUAAGGUUAGACCCAUUGCUUAUGCUAGCCGUGGGCUGAGGCCCACAGAGCGUAAUAUGCAAAAUUAUAGCUCUAUGAAAUUGGAGUUCUUGGCCCUUAAGUGGGCGAUGACGGAAAAAUUCCGCGAAUACCUGCUGGGCCAUAGGUGUGUGGUCUAUACAGACAACAACCCACUGCGACAUUUGACCUCUGCUAAGCUUGGGGCUACUGAGCAACGUUGGGCGGCCCAACUAGCCUCCUUCGACUUCGAGUUGAAGUAUCGCUCAGGCAGUAGCAACAAAAAUGCAGAUGCCCUUUCUCGUCAGCACCCCCCAGAGCCCCAGGACAUGCAAGCCCUAGUCGGUGGCACAUCACUUCCUGAACCCUUGCAGCAGGUCUUGCGUGCUGAUGAGGCUGCUAUUCAAGCGGCAGUGGCAGCCUUGCCCCACCACCCACCAUCAGAUGUGGUCACGCUCCAACUUGCGGACCCUGUUAUUCAGGAGGUUUUGGUUUUUUGGAGGCGGAAACAGCGCCCUAAUAAGGAGGAACGGAAGCAGGUGUCUCAGUUGGCCUUGGUCUUGUUGCGGCAAUGGGACCGGUUAGUUGAGAAAAAUGGGGUGCUGUAUCGCCAGGUUUUCCGGCCUGAUGGGGCAGAGGUCCGGCUUCAGCUGGGGUUCAUUUCCUCGGGUGGAAGUCCCGGGGUGGCGUUGUCCAACCCUUGCACGACCCCUUAUCGCCACAUUCGCACAGCCGUCCCAGUAUGA
This is a messenger RNA of Melanotaenia boesemani (Boeseman's rainbowfish), 4818 nucleotides long. RefSeq lists its product as uncharacterized. The transcript has 4 exons. NCBI's taxonomy places the organism in Eukaryota, Metazoa, Chordata, Actinopteri, Atheriniformes, Melanotaeniidae. The record is from RefSeq and is a predicted model, not a curated record. The coding region runs from base 1 to 4818 and encodes 1605 amino acids.